CGUUCGCUGGUUCACUCGAUCUAGUUCCAUUGCGAACUACACAAUUAUUAUUUAUAGGCCACAUUUUUUUGUUUUCUUUUAACGUUAACAUUUCGUUUGGAUCUUAUUAUUUUAGUUUUUUGAUAACACCGCAACGACAUAUAGAUUUCCGUCGCACAAUCACUGCCUCCGCCUCCUACUCCCUGCAUCGCUGCACAAUUCGGCCGAGAUCUCCGCAUCGAAAAUGUUGAAGCUACGUAACCUCCUAGCCGUCGGCGGCAACAACAGCAACCACAGCGUUCUGCUGGCUGUCCGUGCCCUGUCCACCACGGCUAGCUGCAAGGAUUCGGAAUCAUGGUUCUCAAAGCUGCUCGUUCGGAAAAUAGAGCCAACAAAGGAGCCGCACAGCCGCAUGCUGAGCGACAAGGAAAUUAUAUAUGCCCUGCAUACCCACAACGUUAGGCCCGAUUCCAUGAGCAACUAUCUUAACAACUACAAAACGACGGUGGCUCUAAUCAAUGAAAAGGCAAAUCUCUCAUGCGAUUUGGUGGCCUCUUGGACUGUCCAGGUGGGCGAUAUGGAUCAGUGCCUGCAUCUGUGGAAGUACACCGGAGGCUUUGAGAAAAUCGAUCAGGCCAAGGAGGACCUGUGGAACGAUCCAGAGUACCUCAGCCUAAUGCAUGAACGCUCCAAAUUCCUGCGCUCCCGCCAUCUGCAAUAUCUCCUGGCCUUCAGCUACUGGCCACAGAUUGCCAGUCGUCCCGGCAAGAAUAUUUACGAAAUGCGCUCCUAUCGACUGACCCCUGGCACCAUGAUCGAGUGGGGCAACAACUGGGCCCGGGCCAUUAACUAUCGCAAGCAUAACAACGAGGCAUUCGCCGGUUUUUUCUCGCAGAUCGGACGUCUGUAUAAUGUCCAUCAUAUUUGGUGUUACAAAUCUCUGCAGGACCGCAAGGAGACCAGGGAGGCUUCCUGGCGCACCCCCGGCUGGGAUGAGUGUGUGGCCUAUACGGUGCCCCUGAUCCGCGACAUGCACUGCCGCGUCCUAGCUCCCACUGAAUUCUCGCCCACACAAUAAGCAAGAAGGUGGACUGUUUCGGUUUCUCUUUUUUUUGUUUUUUCGCGAUCUAGAAAGUUGAAGAAGUGUCGGCACUUGCUGUCGCGAGUUAUUGUAUAUAAUGCCAGCCACCCAUUUAAUCAUCUUAGUGUUCUCUUAGUAUAAAUUAAGGUCAAAGUGGACAUAUUUCUCCUCAAUUUGUACAUGCCUCCGGAACUAUAUUAUGAUCGAUCUAUGUAAGCACAACGUUUGAAUUUAACCCAAAAAUUUUAAAGAAAACAAAUCUUUUUUGUUGUUAGUAUAAAGAAAUAAAGCUAUUAUGAAACUGUUACAUAAAGCAGCGCUAUGCAUGUAAAA
This is a messenger RNA of Drosophila serrata, 1393 nucleotides long. RefSeq names its product protein nipsnap (gene Nipsnap). The record is from RefSeq and is a predicted model, not a curated record. Lineage: Eukaryota; Metazoa; Arthropoda; Insecta; Diptera; Drosophilidae. Gene Ontology annotation, cellular component: mitochondrion.